AUGGCUGACGCACGCUACAUCUAUUUCAGCUCGUUCGUCGCUGGCGUUCUGGUGACAGUAGCUUUGACGGAAAUAUAUCAUCGUUACCAGCAACCCCAAUCGCCUACCACAAGAAAACAGUCAGCUACCAGACCAGGCAAUUCAGAGGACGAGAAAUUAUUGGCUACUGUGCGGCAUGGGCCUCCGGCCAUAGUUGAUGGUGUCGAAGGAUGCAUUGGCAAUACGCCAUUAUUUCGCAUCAAGUCGCUAUCCGAAGAGACUGGGUGUGAGAUUCUCGCAAAGGCUGAGUUCCUCAAUGGCGCAGGUGGUAGCCCCAAAGAUAGAGUGGCAUUGAGCAUGAUAGAAACAGCCGAGAGAGAGGGAUCUUUGCGGCCGCAUUCAGGAGACGUCAUCUACGAAGGCACUUCGGGCUCUACUGGCAUAUCUCUAGCGACACUUGCUCGUGCCCGUGGUUACUUGGCCCAUAUUUGCAUGCCCUCCGAUCAGGCAAUGGAAAAAUCGGACCUCCUCCUCAAACUAGGAGCAGUCGUAGACCGCGUCCCGCCAGCCCCAAUCGUGGAACAAGCAAACUUCGUCAAUAGAGCUCGCAAUCUAGCUCGAGAGCGGACUGCUUCAAACAAUACAUCACCAGGCAAACUUUCAUCAAAGAGCGGGACACAACUAACCACAACAGAUCCGACCACUGAGCCUGGCGCAUCCGCAGGACGAGGCUUUUUCACAGACCAGUUCGAAAAUGCAGCCAACCAUGCUGCGCAUUUCAAUGGAACAGGGCCCGAAAUAUACGCUCAAUGCGGCGGGAAACUUGAUGCUUUCAUUGCUGGUGCAGGCACUGGAGGCACUAUAUCUGGUGUUGCGCUAUAUCUGAAGCCUAGAUUGCCAAACAUAAAGAUCAUUCUUGCUGAUCCGCAGGGAAGUGGGUUGUAUAAUCGUGUUAGGUAUGGUGUCAUGUUUGAUAUCAAGGAACGCGAAGGCACCAGACGCAGGCCGCAGGUUGAUACGAUUGUUGAAGGAAUUGGGAUCAAUCGACAGACUGCUAAUUUUGAGGCUGGGCGGGAGUUGAUUGAUGAUGCGAUACGGGUUACGGAUACGCAGGCGAUGGCCAUGGCGCGAUGGUUGGUUGAGAAGGAUGGGAUAUUUAUGGGGAGUAGCAGUGCAGUAAAUUGUUUCGCUGCAGUCAAGACUGCCCUGGAACUUGGUCCCGGCCAUCGCAUUGUGACUGUGUUGACUGAUACGGGUGCGAGGCAUCUUUCCAAGUUCUGGGCUAUGGCAGGAGACGUUGGCGGGACGACUGACACUAAGUUGGAGGAUGUGCUCAACGCUUAA
This is a messenger RNA of Talaromyces amestolkiae, 1323 nucleotides long. RefSeq lists its product as uncharacterized. NCBI's taxonomy places the organism in Eukaryota, Fungi, Ascomycota, Eurotiomycetes, Eurotiales, Trichocomaceae. Gene Ontology annotation, cellular component: cytoplasm. The transcript has 5 exons. Gene Ontology annotation, molecular function: cysteine synthase activity. The coding region runs from base 1 to 1323 and encodes 440 amino acids. The record is from RefSeq and is a predicted model, not a curated record.